Messenger RNA from Brassica oleracea var. oleracea, 3031 nucleotides. RefSeq lists its product as uncharacterized. NCBI's taxonomy places the organism in Eukaryota, Viridiplantae, Streptophyta, Magnoliopsida, Brassicales, Brassicaceae. Gene Ontology annotation, cellular component: chloroplast outer membrane. The record is from RefSeq and is a predicted model, not a curated record. The transcript has 8 exons. Gene Ontology annotation, biological process: chloroplast organization. Bases 92 to 2755 code for a protein of 887 amino acids.
AAAUAAUCAUAUUUUAUUUUGAAAAUUUCAACAGAAACCCGUAAAAAAUAUAGUUUUUGUUACAUUAUAAAGUUGGAGUUGCCGGCAAGUUAUGACAGCCGGAGGCUGUUUGGACAUCCAAACAAUGUUGUUCGGUCGUAAAUCAUCGAGCAAGUUACAGCCAGUAAAAAGCCAAGCGUCACCUAAACUUAGCAAGGUUAAGAAGCAGGAUGAUAAAUCAUCUUCUUCUUCUUCACCAAAACCUUCUUCACCUAUACCGAUUAGAUCAUCUAAGACAAUAUUAUCUGGGAGCCAACUAUCAUCAUUAUCAUCAAGACGUGUUUCUUCGCCUAUGGGCAUCCUAAAGAAUGUUUCUAUUAGAGAAGCUAAGAGCCCAAAGACAACCAGCUCACCUAAAUGGACAGGAAACUUUAUUCUUAUGGUCGAGCUUCGCCGAAAGAUCGUUACCUUUAGAGACAUCAUUGACCUUGCUCCUCUCGAGGGUUCUCCUUCAAUAACCGAUAUGGUGAUGCAUACAAUGAAAGAUCUCCAAAAUCUUUGUCCUGAGAUUAUCCGCAGCUCACAUAUCUCUGAAAUUAGACGUGCAAAUGUCGAUAAGGUUCUUGACCAUUUCUUCAAUGCUUUGAAAUCCAUUGGAGAUUCAUGGAUCGAUAACCCGGAAUGGAUAGCUAAAUCUAAGUAUUGGAGUAGCAGCGUUGGAAAGAAUCAGUCCGAUCGACUAGUGGAAAAGGUGUUAGCAGCAUUAGAUGGACUGAUCAAGAUGUCAAAAGAGAGGUUUGAUAUGAUGGAGAUUGAUGAAGAAGAAGAGAAGAAAGAGCUGACUAGUCCAAGGACUGCCAAAACAUCGAGCAGUCGAGUUUUAUCUCCAUCUGAUUCAUUCUCCGAUAGCAGAAGCUCAUUCUGCGGCUCACCAAUCACGCCAAGAUCGGUCCUUCCAGAACCAAUGAUGAUGGGUUCGCCUGGUAAAGUUGGAGACUUUGCAAACUCUGCAUCACAUCUUCUGUGGAAUAUGAGAGUUCAAGCACUUGAGAAGCUCAGUCCUAUCGAUGUUAAGCGGCUCGCUAUUCACAUUUUGUCACAGAAAGAAGCUCAGGAACCAAACCAAAGCAAUGGAGAAGAAGAGGUUAAUGCUGUUGAAGAGAACAAGAUGAAGACGAAUGACAUUGAUGUGAAGAUGGAGACAGAAGAAUCUGUUGUUCUUGAUAAGCAAGAAGAUACAUUCAUGAAAGUCUCUACACUGGAUUCAACAUCUGAAUCCAAACUCAAUGCUUCAGUGAAAUCUGAAGUUGCACCAGCAUCUUUGUCACCCCCACCACCUCCUCCUCCUCCUCCUCUAUCCACUACAAAAUCUGUAUAUUUAGCUUCUCAACCGCCACCACCACUGAUUGCAAAGGCUGACGUGGUGGCCAUAAUAUCAAUCCCACCUCCUCCGCCACUGCCACCAUCUCCACCUUCCAUUAUGCCUUUACAAGGCUCUAUUGCACCUCCACCGCCUCCUCCUCCAGCAGCUGUGGCGGCCCCACAACCGCCGCCUUCACCUCCAAGAACCACAGUGGCGCCACCACUGCCUCCCCCACCUCAACGGACUGCAGCUGCACCACCACCACCUCCUCCUCCUCCUCCACCGAUGCAAAACAUAGUACCACCACCUCCACCAAUGCCUAUAUCGAAUAGAGCCGGUGGUGGACCACCGCCUCCACCACCACCUCCUAUGGCAAAGGGAGCCUCACCUCCUCCGCCACCACCUCCUAUGGCAAACGGAGCAGCACCGCCUCCUUCACCACCUCGAAUGGGUGUGGCAAACGGAGCAGCUGCUCCACCGCCACCUCCAGGAGCAGCUGGUCCACCGCCACCUCCAGGAGCAGCAAGAAGCUUGCGACCCAAGAAAGCAGCUACUAAACUAAAAAGAUCCACCCAGUUAGGGAACCUAUACAGAAUCCUUAAAGGGAAAGUAGAAGGUCGUGAUACCGAGGCAAAGAAAGGUAGCGGAAGUGGAAGAAAAGCCGGAGUCGGAAGCGCUCCCGCCGGCGGAAAGCAAGGAAUGGCUGAUGCUCUUGCUGAGAUCACAAAGAAGUCUGCAUAUUUUCAGCAGAUUCAAGAAGAUGUUGCUAAAUACAUGAAAUCAAUCAACGAGCUGAAGGUUGAGAUCACUAAGUUCCAGACUAAAGACAUGACUGAGCUUCUUAGCUUCCACCGCCGUGUCGAAUCAGUUCUUGAAAAACUUACAGAUGAGACACAGGUUCUUGCGCGAUGCGAAGGGUUUCCGCAAAAGAAACUGGAAGCAAUAAGAAUGGCAGUUGCAUUGUACUCGAAGCUGCACGGAGUGAUCACCGAGCUACAGAACUGGAAGAUAGAACCUCCUUUGGUUCAGCUUCUUGAUCAAGUAGAACGUUACUUCACAAAGAUCAAAGGAGACAUCGACACGCUGGACCGAACCAAAGAUGAAGAAGCUAAGAAAUUCAAGAGCCACAACAUCCACUUUGACUUCAAUAUACUUCUUCAGAUCAAGGAGACAAUGGUUGAUAUCUCAUCAAACUGCAUGGAACUCGCAUUGAAGGAAAAGAGAGAUGAAAAGCUUGUGUCACCUGAUGCAAAGCCUAGCAUUAAGAAGACAGUAGGAUGUGCUAAAAUGUUGUGGAGGUCAUUUCAGUUUGCAUUCAAAGUCUACACAUUUGCUGGAGGACACGACGAUCGAGCUGAUUCUUUAACCAGAGAGUUGGCUCAUGAGAUCCAAACUGAUACUCAGAACCCUUGAUGAUUCCAUCGUUUUGAAUCAUCACAGUUACCCAACUACUAAUCCUUUUUGCCUUUCUAAACACCUAAAAAUAUUCCAAAAUGUUUGAUAUGGAAUGAUAAAAAAUAAAAGUAUAUGUAUAAUAUUUAACCUAUUGUUUUGGCUUUGAGUUUGUAACUUUGAAGCCCACCCAAAAAGACUAGGAUUUAGAGGUUUCAUGGGAGCUCAGAGGUGCAGAGUUUUUUAGUGAAAACCUAUAAAAACCUUUUGAGUCAAGGAAGACCAUUGCGUUGCCAC